This is a messenger RNA of Lemur catta (Ring-tailed lemur), 4041 nucleotides long. RefSeq names its product solute carrier family 6 member 17 (gene SLC6A17). Lineage: Eukaryota; Metazoa; Chordata; Mammalia; Primates; Lemuridae. The transcript has 12 exons. Gene Ontology annotation, biological process: L-leucine transport; glycine transport; proline transport. The record is from RefSeq and is a predicted model, not a curated record. The coding region runs from base 500 to 2683 and encodes 727 amino acids. Gene Ontology annotation, cellular component: synaptic vesicle; plasma membrane.
GGCCUUUCGGAAUGCGAGGGAACAGCGCGCGCCGGGCUCCGCCCAGCUCUGUUCCGCUCCGCAGAGCCGGCGCGGCCAGGGCGCGGGGAGGACGGCCCUUGGUCCCAGCCUUCGCAGCCCCACGCGCUCCUUCUGCCGCGGGACCGGGGUCCCCCGGCCGCUCCCCUGAGCCCUGAGCGCGCGGCAGACGGGAGCUGGGCUGGCGCUGGCUGCGAGGGAGGGAGGGAGAGCGAGCAGAGUCGCGAGCUGAGUCGCGUGCGCCGGCGCGCAGCUCCGGGCCACCCCGGCCGGCCCGUGGCCGCCAGACUCCGGCUGCCCGUGGGAGGGGCUGUGCGCUCGCUACCCGUCGAGGACCGCAGCUGCUUGGCCGAAGUGCACCGGUCGAGUCCGCGCGACGGCCCCCGCGGGACAGGUCCCUGGAUGAGAAAGAGCUGACAGCAGCUGAGUGCCACCUUCUCUGCGUGCUGGGGAGCGGGGCUGCACGGCCCAAGUGGCAUCAAUGCCUAAGAACAGCAAGGUGACCCAGCGUGAGCACAGCGGUGAGCAUGUCACCGAGUCAGUGGCCGACCUGCUGGCCCUUGAGGAGCCCGUGGACUAUAAGCAGAGCGUGCUGAAUGUGGCCGGGGAGGCAGGCAGCAAGCAGAAGGCUGUGGAGGAGGAGCUGGACGCAGAGGACCGGCCGGCCUGGAACAGCAAGCUGCAGUACAUCCUGGCCCAGAUCGGCUUCUCCGUGGGCCUCGGCAACAUCUGGAGGUUCCCCUACCUGUGCCAGAAAAAUGGAGGAGGUGCCUACCUGGUGCCCUACCUGGUGCUGCUGAUCAUCAUCGGGAUCCCACUCUUCUUCCUGGAGCUGGCCGUGGGCCAGAGAAUCCGCCGCGGCAGCAUCGGUGUGUGGCACUACGUGUGCCCCCGCCUGGGUGGCAUCGGCUUCUCCAGCUGCAUAGUCUGCCUCUUUGUGGGGCUGUAUUAUAAUGUGAUCAUUGGGUGGAGCAUCUUCUACUUCUUCAAGUCCUUUCAGUACCCGCUGCCCUGGAGUGAAUGUCCUGUCAUCAGGAAUGGGACCCUGGCAGUGGUGGAGCCAGAGUGCGAAAAGAGCUCAGCCACCACCUACUUCUGGUAUCGAGAGGCCUUGGACAUCUCUGACUCCAUCUCGGAGAGUGGGGGCCUCAACUGGAAGAUGACCCUGUGCCUCCUCGUGGCCUGGAGCAUUGUGGGCAUGGCUGUCGUCAAGGGCAUCCAGUCCUCGGGGAAGGUGAUGUAUUUCAGCUCCCUCUUCCCCUACGUGGUGCUGGCUUGCUUCCUGGUCCGAGGGCUGCUACUGCGAGGGGCGGUCGAUGGCAUCCUACACAUGUUUACUCCCAAGCUGGACAAGAUGCUGGACCCCCAGGUGUGGCGGGAGGCAGCUACACAGGUCUUCUUCGCUCUGGGGCUGGGCUUUGGUGGCGUCAUUGCCUUCUCCAGCUACAACAAGCAGGACAACAACUGCCACUUUGAUGCUGCCCUGGUUUCCUUCAUCAAUUUCUUCACCUCGGUGCUGGCCACCCUCGUGGUGUUUGCUGUGCUGGGCUUCAAGGCCAACAUCAUGAAUGAGAAGUGUGUGGUCGAGAAUGCUGAGAAAAUCCUGGGGUACCUCAACACCAACGUGCUGAGUCGGGACCUCAUCCCACCCCACGUCAACUUCUCCCACCUGACCACAAAGGACUACAUGGAGAUGUACAAUGUCAUCAUGACCGUGAAGGAGGACCAGUUCCCAGCCCUGGGCCUAGACCCCUGCCUUUUGGAGGACGAGCUGGACAAGUCCGUGCAGGGCACAGGCCUGGCCUUCAUCGCCUUCACGGAGGCCAUGACGCACUUCCCCGCCUCCCCGUUCUGGUCCGUCAUGUUCUUCCUGAUGCUCAUCAACCUGGGCCUGGGCAGUAUGAUCGGGACCAUGGCGGGCAUCACCACACCCAUCAUCGACACCUUCAAGGUGCCCAAGGAGAUGUUCACAGUGGGCUGCUGUGUCUUUGCAUUCUUCGUGGGGCUGUUGUUCGUCCAGCGCUCCGGAAACUACUUUGUCACCAUGUUUGAUGACUACUCGGCCACCCUACCACUCACUCUCAUCGUCAUCCUCGAGAACAUCGCUGUGGCCUGGAUCUAUGGAACCAAGAAGUUCAUGCAGGAGCUGACGGAGAUGCUGGGCUUCCGACCCUAUCGCUUCUAUUUCUACAUGUGGAAGUUUGUGUCUCCGCUGUGCAUGGCAGUGCUCACCACCGCCAGCAUCAUCCAGCUGGGGGUCACACCCCCGGGCUACAGUGCCUGGAUCAAGGAGGAGGCUGCCGAGCGCUACCUGUAUUUCCCCAACUGGGCCAUGGCCCUCCUGAUCACCCUCAUCGUCGUGGCGACCCUGCCCAUCCCCGUGGUGUUCAUCCUGCGGCACUUCCACCUGCUCUCCGACGGCUCCAACACCCUCUCUGUGUCGUACAAGAAGGGCCGCAUGAUGAAGGACAUCUCCAACCUGGAGGAGAACGACGAGACCCGCUUCAUCCUCAGCAAGGUGCCCAGCGAGGCUCCCUCCCCCAUGCCCACCCACCGCUCCUACCUAGGACCGGGCAGCACAUCACCCCUGGAGAACAGUGGCAACCCCAAUGGACGCUAUGGGAGCGGCUACCUCCUGGCCAGCACCCCUGAGUCGGAGCUGUGACCACCGCCCGGACCCCACCCACCUCUGCCCCUACAUCCAGCCCACCCACCUGUCCAGGCCUGGCCUCUUCCUCCAUGGUGCCCACUGGGCCCAGGCCAGGCUGCUGCCCAAGGAGAGGGGGUCCGCCCUGCCUCAUUCCCUCCUUCAGUUCCAGCAGACUCUGCUCCCCAGCCCUGAGCAGGGGGCGGGAACAGCUCUGUCCCCCAGUUCAAGCCCCCAACCCAUCUAACCCUCUGAGAGCCUCUCACCAAACUGCAGCUGUCGUCGGAACACUGCAGAAGUCCUGAUUCCCAGGGCAGGGGAGACUCCAAGUGGCCACUGUAGGAGUCACUCCGCCCUCCCCCUCUCCCUGUGACUUGCCGUCUGCAGUUCUUAGGGCUUGGGGGUCCCCCUGUGCUGCCAGGUAGUGGUGGUGAGAGGCACUGGGGCUGGGGAUGGGUGGUGGGCUCUAGCUCAGUCUGCCACGCCCAGACCAGGCUGCUCCUGGGCUGAGAGCCCCUGAUUGAAGGCUGAGCCUGGGAACAGGUGCGCUAGGGCUCGGGGCUUAGACUUGGGAGGGGUAUGCAGAAGCCAGCAAGUUCCGUUUCCUGAGUUUGGGGGGGGCCCUCUUGAGUAAGAGCCCUGGCAUCAGGGAUGAGGCUCCUGGGCUCCUGGUGGAAUAUUCAGAUGUCCUUGCCCCUGCCUGGGGUGGGUGGGGAGUGUUCCUGCAUCUUGCCUGGGAGGGCAGUGACUGGGCCCAGAACCCUUCCCCACCUGGAUUAGGGCUUAGCCAUCUCCCUGCCCUCCCACCCCCAGAGCCUAGAGUGGUGGCCUCUGCCUCUCUCCUGGAAAGAGAAAGGGACAAUGCAAAGAGAGGUUUCCAGAGUACAAACUGAUGGUUCCCAGCACAAUUUAGAUGGUUUGGAGCACAAUUGUGAAGCACACAUCUCCUCCCCUCACCUGUGGCCCAAUUUUCUCUCUAGUGGCAGCUUUUCCCCUGGAAUAGAGGUCCCUGGGGUUCAGGGGCUCAUCCCCAGGUAGCCUCGCUCCUGGGGAAAGACAGAUAAUCUCACUGCCCCUUUGGGCCACCACUCACUCCUUGUUGCACAAGCACAGCCCCCCAGUGUGCAUGUCGUGUGCAGACCCCUAGGAAACCUUUCCCAAGCCUCCUGGGCCGAUGGCAGGCAGUGCUGUGGACAUAGGAGGCUGCCAAGGGCAAAGGCUGAGCCUCUGUCCUGAGGCCUUGCCCCUGCAGGAGGCUAGGACUGAAGGCUCCAUCCCCACCCACUGUUACCUCCAGGGCCUGGAGGAGGGAAUGUCCUCAGAGCCUGGGAGGAUUCAGAACCUGACCUGAAAAUAAAUGCCUGCAGAGAAAUGGA